Prionailurus viverrinus (fishing cat) is the source of this 2193-nucleotide messenger RNA. RefSeq names its product sperm tail PG-rich repeat containing 2 (gene STPG2). The transcript is spliced from 15 exons. The coding region runs from base 123 to 1841 and encodes 572 amino acids. The record is from RefSeq and is a predicted model, not a curated record. NCBI's taxonomy places the organism in Eukaryota, Metazoa, Chordata, Mammalia, Carnivora, Felidae.
GAUGUUUGUGUAGGAUAGCUUAUCUCUGGUCGCACUCCACGGGGCUAGAAUUUGGCCUAGGGGAAAUCUGACCCCAAUGAGCAGAGGCAGUUCCUCCCGCCCCGCCCCUCCCUCCUGCAAUUAUGUAUGAUCGGGCUCCCCGCUUGCUCAGAUUGUCUGAAGGUGGCAGCACUGAGGAGCAUGUGGGUCCUGGGUCCUACCAGAUACCUUUCCUGAAGCGACAGGCAACAGGUGGCUAUGCACCAUUCCUUUCUUUGGCUGCCAGAGACAGUACUUUUAGUGUUGCUUCUAACACUGAGAAAGCUGUUCCAGGUCCAGGACACUAUAAUGUUUCAGAAGCACAGUAUAAUAUAAAAGGAGGCCAUAGUCUACAAAACCGGGAAGAGCGUUUUAAGAAGUUUGUUUCAGAUAGUCCAGGACCAGCAAGCUAUGAUCAGUUUUAUCAUGAAGCAUCAGAUAUCAUGAAUAGAAAAGCACUACAGGUUAAAGAGCAUCUUCAAUCAAAGUUUUCAAGGUCACCUACAGUUUCCAGAAGUGUUGAUGUUCCUUCGAUUCCUUCUUGUGGACGGUCAUAUGGAUAUGAUAUUAAUGAGGAUGGCAGUAUUAUGAAACAUUUUCCACCUACUAGUGACAGCACACUAGGUCCAGCAUACUAUAAACCUCAAUUUGAUUUUUCCAAUGCAACUUUGAAAUAUAAGGGGAUACAUUUUGGCAACUCUUUGGGAAGACUCCAGUUUCCUAUGAAGUCAGGGCCUGGUCCUGGGCAGUAUGAUAUAGUCCAGAAAAAGACACCUCAUUAUGAAAAUAUUAAUAUCAAGAAAGACCAACAGCAAAAUCAUUGCUCAUAUCUCCCACGAUUUUAUGAAGUAAUAAUACAGCAGGAGGAAAAAAAGGGAGUACCGGGGCCUGGAAAAUAUGACAUUAAAAGUCAAUUUCAGAAGACUCAAAGUAUGAUACCAAGCGUAAAUGAUGCAUCACCUGCUUUUCUUUCUCAGUCCCAGAGAUUUGUACCUAUGAAAUCAAUCACCCCAGCUCCUGGCACAUAUAAUGAAUCUCGAACUGCUUUCAAUUCCUUGAAGAAAACACCAGGACUGAAAAAUACCCCAUUUGGUCAGAGUGCUCCUCGAUUCACACAGGACUCCAGGACAGAGGAAAUGCCAGGUCCUGGGUUUUAUAACAUCCUAAACAAUACUAUGAUUGACAACAUUAGCAAUACCUACUUGAAGAAAAAAAAGAAAAGUGCAUUUGGUUCUUCUGUUCCUCGGACUCUCUUGCUGGUUCAGAAAGAAGCUUUUACUUCUCCUGGUCCUGCCGAUUAUCAGGUUGGUGGAGUUUCUGAUGAAUUACCUAACUUGACUAACCGAUAUGCUGCUAUUUUGUCAAGACCAGAAAAACCUACUAAACUGUCAGAUAUGGACAUUCCAGCACCUGGCAGCUAUGAUGUUCAAAAAUCAUAUGAGAUGUCCCAAGUUCAACAUAAAUACAUGCCACCUCGUAGUUUUGCGGCUAAGCUGAAACAUACCUCCUUUCUUAGCACAGCUCCUCGGUGCCUGGAGAAAAUGACUGAUGGGCCAGGACCUGCAGCAUACAAUCCUGUUUUAAGGAAAUCUUGCUCCAUACCCUUAUUUGUUAAGGCAUCAAAGCGUUUUAAAGAUUCCAAAGAGAUUACUCCUGGUCCAGCUACAUAUGAGCUCAGUCCAUUUUUAAGACAUUCUGUUCUGAAGAGGACAUUCAAUGUCACUCUACCAAAUCCUUCCCUGAUCAAGAGAGAAAACACUUUUACUACAGGACAAAAAGCCAAACAAAAACGCUCAGGAAGCAAAGUAAAAUCUUCUAAAUGAUAUAUUCUAAAGGUAUUAUCUAUUAAUAUAAAGGUAAGCUGACAGUUCUCUCACAAAGAAGUAAUUCCAUUUUGAUGAUGCCCUCCAUCAGCUACUCAAAGGAACAUAAUUGCUCUUCUAACCUCAAGAGAUAGAAAAAUCUGUUCUUGCAAGACAUUUAAUUCUCUAUUUUUUUUCUCAAAAUUUUCAUAUUACAAUAGUGGUAUAUAUAUUCACUGAAUUCUUUCUCAAUAUAUAUUACUAGUGCUUCCGUAUAAAAUACAAUGCUGUAUUUUAUAAAGACAUCUGAAAACCCUUUCUUUUUAACUUUAGAAUCUCAUUCUCUAACCAGAGAAUGCAAUUAUUUUCCAGA